Molecule: messenger RNA, 972 nt
Organism: Penicillium antarcticum
Lineage: Eukaryota; Fungi; Ascomycota; Eurotiomycetes; Eurotiales; Aspergillaceae
Exons: 2
Coding region: 1-972 (323 amino acids)
Biological process (GO): catechol-containing compound metabolic process
Molecular function (GO): ferric iron binding; catechol 1,2-dioxygenase activity
Source: RefSeq, a predicted model, not a curated record
AUGGAUCCCUCAAAAGUCAAAAUCCCACCCAUGAAAAACCUCACAGUGGACAACAUAACCGAAAAUGUAAUCCGAAUCAACAGCCUCUGCGAGGACGAGCGUAUGAAAUAUAUCCUGGAACGGCUCGUAACGCACCUGCACGACUUCGCGCGCGAAACCCGCCUCAGCAGCGAAGAAUGGAUGACAGGCCUCCGCUUCCUAACAGAAGUAGGCCAAAUAACAACAGAAGUGCGCCAGGAAUAUAUCCUCCUGUCCGACGUGCUAGGUCUCUCCAUCCUGGUGGACUCCAUCGAUCAUCCCAAACCACCCGGUUCAACGGAAGGAACCGUCCUCGGUCCAUUCCAUACACACGAUGCUGAAGAGAUGACCGCCGGAGAAUCCAUGUCCCAUGAUCCCAAGGGGGAGCCGUUACUGGUGGUCUGUACGCUGAAGGAUAUGAACGGGAAGCCGGUUGAGGGUGUCAAGAUUGAUAUCUGGGAGACGGAUUCGUCGGGCCAUUAUGAUGUUCAGUAUGCAGGUCGGGAGGGUCCUGAUGGGAGGUGUAUUAUGCGGAGUGGUGCGGAUGGGGUGUUUUGGUUUAAGGCGAUCACGCCGGUGCCGUAUCCCAUUCCGCAUGAUGGGCCGGUUGGGAAGUUGUUGACCAAGUUGCAUCGGCAUCCGUAUCGUCCUUCGCAUAUGCAUUUUAUGUUUGAGAAGGAGGGGGCUCUCUACCUUCGGAAUGAUCCUUAUGAGACUUCCGAUGCGGUCUUUGGUGUGAAGGACUCUCUUGUUGUUGAUAUAGGAAAGGUCGGGCCGGAGUGGUCGAAGCAGUAUGGUGUUCCUGAGGGCCAUGCUUUGCUUACUUAUGACUUUGUGCUGGUUUCCGAUGAGGAGACUAGUCAGUUGCGCGCUCAUAAUUCCAAGGUUGCGUUGGAUCAGUUGGGGAGAAAGGUUAAGAUUGUUAAUGGGUUGCCUGUGCCCGAGUUGGAUUAG